Uncinocarpus reesii 1704 is the source of this 1824-nucleotide messenger RNA. Its product is annotated as RNA exonuclease 4. The coding region runs from base 1 to 1824 and encodes 607 amino acids. Gene Ontology annotation, cellular component: nucleus. The record is from RefSeq and is a predicted model, not a curated record. Gene Ontology annotation, biological process: ribosomal large subunit assembly; rRNA processing. The transcript is spliced from 4 exons. Gene Ontology annotation, molecular function: nucleic acid binding; 3'-5' exonuclease activity. NCBI's taxonomy places the organism in Eukaryota, Fungi, Ascomycota, Eurotiomycetes, Onygenales, Onygenaceae.
AUGGUGAAUAACGACAUUCAGCCAGAUGCUGUCUACGACCCUUGGGCGGUUACCCCAAGCGCGCCUAGUUUGGACGACAAAAAGUUUGAUUUUAUCCCCAAACCGAAGGCAACCGUUAUUCCCGUGACUACAAAGCAGGCGCCCAUCUCGCUCGCAGCGAAUGGUAAACCGAUACCGUCAGUGAAGAAUCCCGAUGGUGGAAUAAGCUAUAAUCCUUCCUUCGAGGAAUGGGAUAAGCUUCUGAUAGAAGAGGGGACAAAGGAGGUGGAGGCGGAAAAGCAACGAAUAGAAGAGGAGAAGGCAGAGCAAGAAAGACAAGCUCGAAUUGCUGCGGCAAAGGACGAGGACGAUGAGGCUCAAUCCAACGACGAAAGUGCAUGGGAAGGCUUCGAGAGCGAGUACGAGACGGCGGACUGGUUGAAGAAGAAGCGACCUGAAAGAAAGACAAAGGCACAAAGAAACAAAAUCAAGCGAAGGAAAGAAGCAGAGAGAAAGGCCAAGUGGGAAGCAAAAAUGAAAAAGCGGGAAGAGCAAGCAUCCCAAAUCAAAGCGAUCGUAAAGGCAAUGCGAGAAAAGGGAGAGGCCGAAGAGUUGCAAGCAAAAGAAGAUGGGUCUUCGGAAGAGGGAGAUGAUCGUAUUCUGAGGAAGAGACCGUUUGGUGGUAAACACCACGUUCCCGAGAAACCUCUUGAAUUGGUACUUCCUGACGAGCUAAAAGACUCUCUUCGGCUGCUGAGGCCGGAGGGUAAUUUACUAGGCGAUCGAUUUCGAAGCCUGCAAGUGCAGGGUAAGCUCGAAGUGCGGAAACCAGUGUCACAGCCCAAGAAGGCGAGACGAACCGGCCAUGGAGCUGUGACAAACGACACGAAAAUGGAUCUUAAAGAUCUAUCCAGUAACUGGAAAAAACUUCAAUCGACUCUUAAAGAGGGAAAACCCUCGACGGGUGUUAAACGCAGUGCCAGCGACGCAGUGCACCAGAAUGGAGUGAAGCGCAGAAAACACGCCGCUUCUUCGCGCCCCGUACACACGAAUAAAACGACAGAGAAGCGAGAACGGGUAUUCAAGAAGAGAAAAAUGUCCAGUGUCAUUACGGGAGUCACUGAUGGCGUGGAGAAGCUCACAGUCAACGGGGACGCGGAAAGCAAGGAAUCCGCCGCGCAAUUGAAAAAGCGGGACAUUGGCCGGGAGCGAGUCAAUGAAGGGCUAUCACCUACUGCCGAAGUAGGAAAAUACAUUGCUAUCGACUGCGAGAUGGUAGGCGUCGGCCCGAAUCCAGACCGCGACUCUGCACUCGCCCGUGUGAGUAUAGUCAAUUUCACGGGAGAUCAAGUAUACGACUCCUUUGUCAAACCGAAAGAGACCGUCACCGAUUGGCGGACCAAAGUCAGCGGGAUUACACCCAUGAGCAUGAUAGACGCGCGAAGUUUCGAAGAAGUACAAAAGGAUGUUGCCGAGUUGCUAGAUGGCCGUAUCUUAAUAGGCCAUGCGGUCUCCAACGAUUUGAACGCGCUUCUCUUGAGCCAUCCGAAGCGCGACAUCCGGGACACGAGCUCCCAUAUUCCUUAUCGAAAAAUAGCAGGAGGCGCGAAACCGCGGUUAAAGGUGUUAGCGGCGGAGUUGCUGGGAGUGACUAUACAAGGCGCGGCGCAUUCGAGUGUGGAGGAUGCUAGAGCGACAAUGUUACUAUUCCAGAGGGAUAAGGAAGCAUUUGAGAGGGAACAGGCGAAGCGAUGGCCCGUUCGAGUACAAAAUGAUAGCGACAAAAAAGAGGGUAGCGGGACCGCGAAAAAGAAGAAGCCGAAAAAGAAAAGAAGGAAGCGGUGA